Oncorhynchus gorbuscha (pink salmon) is the source of this 719-nucleotide messenger RNA. Its product is annotated as interferon alpha-inducible protein 27-like protein 2A. Gene Ontology annotation, cellular component: mitochondrion; membrane. The record is from RefSeq and is a predicted model, not a curated record. Gene Ontology annotation, biological process: apoptotic signaling pathway. NCBI's taxonomy places the organism in Eukaryota, Metazoa, Chordata, Actinopteri, Salmoniformes, Salmonidae. The transcript is spliced from 6 exons. The coding region runs from base 150 to 455 and encodes 101 amino acids.
ACGUGUGAUGUGUCACGGCGCAACUCAUUGUGUGCGGUUCAGCCUUUUUCCACCAGGAGCAGCGCCUCUCUCGCAGAUUAAAAACAAUAAAUGAUCAAUGCUUACCACUGAACAACGCCUAAAACGGGAAGCUAUUUGAAUCCAAGAAAAUGGUGUCUGUAUCUGUGAUUGCCAUGGCAGUUGGAACUGGUACGGCGGCAGUGCUCAUUGCCCCUGUUGCUUUGGGAGCGAUGGGAUUCGGUGCUGCUGGGGUUGCAGCUGGAUCAACCGCAGCAGGCAUGAUGUCUUCUGCAGCCGUGGCCAAUGGAGGUGGGGUAGCAGCAGGGAGUCUUAUUGCUGCUCUACAGUCAGCAGGAGCUGCAGGACUCACCGGUGCGGCCACAGCUGUUGUGGGAAGUGUCGGCGCGGCAGCCGGUGGAGCGGUGGGGUGGGUGACCUCUAAGUUCAGGGGGUGACCUCAAUAUUCAGCCGUAUUGACGCUGGGGUCUCAUCCUCGCUAUGAUUACAUUGAUAAUAAAAUUGAUUAUACUUCAAAUGUGUCUUUGUCCCAUACUGUAUGUGCUGAGCUUUAGGAUAGAGAAGUUGACUAUAGCAUAGUGUUGAAGCUACUGAAUGUUUCCAUUGAUUUCUGACUGAUAAAGAGGAUGUGUUGAUUCGUGAAUGUGAAAGAUCAGUGAGUAUUGCAAUGCUUUGCUGAAGUAAAUAUAUUUUACAUUUGU